GAAAAGAACCUCGAGCAGUACCCGUGCGCUCUCCCGACAUUCAGUUUGUACGCCGCGAGGAAGGAAGAACUAUGGGUGGCGCAGGGAAUUGUUCUGGAUUUGCACAUGGUCAGAACUUGUUAGGAGAUGAGUGGGAGGUCAGAAGGUCUCGGGUACACUUGGGCGCCCUGAUCGGCAGCGGUGCCUUCGGCCGGGUGCACGCAGCACAGCUGGACAUGCCUGGAGGAGAGACCAUCACUGUUGCUGCUAAAAUGCUGACAGAAAACGUAUCAGAAGAAGAAAUGCAGGACUUUCUUCGAGAAAUCGUCAUGCUCAAGCACGUCGGCUCCCAUAAGCACGUGAUCAGACUGAUAGCUUGCUGCACCAGGAGAGCCCCCCUAAUAGCACUCUUGGAGCACGCACCCAGAGGAGACCUGCUCACUCUGCUCAGGGCUGCCAGAGGGCGGCGGAGGGAUCAGGGAUCCAGUGUCACUCGCCGAGUGGGCAGCGACACCCAUGGCAGGCCGUCGGAGGCUGACACGGAAUACACGAAUCUUGGUGAUUCGGAUCCGGCGCUCUCAGAUGGGAAGCUGUACGUUGAGGAGGAAACUUUGAAGAGCAGAGACCACUACGUGGCCGAACCUGCCCUGCAGCUGGACUGCAGUACCAUGAGAGAAUAUGCACUGCAAGUCGCAUUGGGCAUGAGGCAUUUGGAAGAGCGAGGAAUCACGCACAGAGAUCUCGCAGCCCGCAACAUCCUCGUGGACGGUGCAGGUGUGCUCAAGGUGGCAGACUUCGGGCUCUCCAGGUCUGGGGUCUACGUGCACACGCGAUCCAGGCCGGUCCCGCUGCGGUGGCUGGCCCCAGAGGCCAUCCUGCACUCUCAGUACUGCAGCGCCAGCGAUGUGUGGGCGUUCGCUGUGUUACUGUGGGAGAUCGCUACAUUAGGUGGCUUCCCCUACGCAGAGCUAAGCAAUCAUCAAGUCCCGCCGUUCCUAGCAGGCGGCGGGCGCUUACCCAAGCCUGCCCGAGCCUCUCCCCGCCUCUACGACUUGAUGGUAGAAUGCUGGGCCGAAGACCCCUUCGACAGACCCUCAUUCGCCAGCAUAGUCGAGAAACUGUCCAUCCAAAAGCAACUGUACGUAGACCUCGACUCCUUGUUGGCAUCAGAAGAUAUGGACACAUUCGAUGAUUACGAAUUCAGCGAAUGUGAACGGUGAAAAGACUGAAUAUUUAUAUUGUUGUUACCCCAUCGAUUUUGCACAUUAAAUGUUUUAUGAUUAAUGUUGUUUC
Messenger RNA from Ostrinia nubilalis (European corn borer), 1272 nucleotides. Its product is annotated as tyrosine-protein kinase receptor torso-like. Gene Ontology annotation, cellular component: plasma membrane; signaling receptor complex. Gene Ontology annotation, biological process: positive regulation of kinase activity; protein phosphorylation; cell surface receptor protein tyrosine kinase signaling pathway. Bases 72 to 1199 code for a protein of 375 amino acids. The transcript has 6 exons. Gene Ontology annotation, molecular function: transmembrane receptor protein tyrosine kinase activity; ATP binding. NCBI's taxonomy places the organism in Eukaryota, Metazoa, Arthropoda, Insecta, Lepidoptera, Crambidae. The record is from RefSeq and is a predicted model, not a curated record.